CAGGAGUGCCUACAACAUGGUGCUUCACAAGUAUGGCGAGAAGCUCUAUAAUGGCCUUGAGAGCACUAUGACAUGGCGAUUGAAGGAAAUAUCAAAAUCAAUAGAGGCUGCACAGGGUGGUUUGUUUUUGGAAGAGCUGAAUGCGAAGUGGAUGGAUCACAACAAGGCAUUGCAGAUGAUCCGGGAUAUUCUAAUGUACAUGGAUCGGACUUAUGUCCCAACAUCCCAUAGGACACCUGUUCAUGAGCUUGGUCUGAAUUUGUGGAGGGAUCAUAUAAUUCACUACCCAAUGAUCCAUGGUCGGCUGCUUGACACCCUUCUAGACCUUAUUCACAGAGAAAGAAUGGGUGAAGUGAUCAAUAGAGGCCUGAUGAGGAGCAUUACAAAGAUGUUAAUGGAUCUUGGUCCUGCUGUGUACCAAGAUGAUUUUGAGAAACCAUUUUUGGAAGUUUCCGCUAGCUUCUACAGUGGGGAAUCUCAAGAGUUCAUCGAGUGUUGUGAUUGUGGUAACUACCUUAAGAAGGCUGAGAGGCGGCUCAAUGAGGAAAUGGAGCGUGUCUCACACUACUUGGAUGCUGGCAGUGAGGCAAAGAUAACUAGCGUGGUGGAGAAAGAGAUGAUAGCCAAUCACAUGCAUAGAUUGGUCCACAUGGAAAACUCUGGCCUUGUUAACAUGCUUAUAGAUGACAAAUAUGAAGAUUUGGGUAGGAUGUACACCUUAUUCCGAAGGGUUCCUGAUGGUCUAUCAACAAUCAGAGAUAUGAUGACUUCAUACCUGAGGGAAACAGGGAAGCACUUGGUGACAGAUCCGGAGAGAUUGAAAGACCCAGUGGAAUUUGUUCAGUGCUUGUUAAAUGAGAAGGAUAAGCAUGAUAAGAUCAUCAAUGUUGCUUUUGGCAAUGAUAAAACCUUCCAAAAUGCUCUGAAUUCAUCCUUUGAGUUCUUCAUCAACUUAAACAACAGGUCACCUGAAUUCAUAUCACUGUAUGUUGAUGACAAACUCCGGAAAGGACUGAAAGGGGCAACAGAAGAGGAUGUGGAGGGUAUACUGGACAAAGUCAUGAUGCUGUUUCGGUACCUUCAGGAGAAGGAUGUGUUUGAGAAGUACUAUAAGCAGCAUUUGGCAAAAAGGCUUCUGUCUGGCAAAACUGUUUCUGAUGAUGCUGAGAGGAGUAUGAUAGUCAAACUCAAGACGGAAUGUGGGUACCAGUUCACCUCCAAAUUAGAGGGCAUGUUCACUGACAUGAAGACAUCUCAGGACACCAUGCAGGAUUUCUAUGCCAAGAAAUCCGAAGAACUUGGUGAUGGCCCUACACUUGAUGUCCACAUCCUCACAACUGGCUCUUGGCCAACACAACCCAGCCCUCCCUGCAGCCUUCCACCUGAAAUCCUUGCAGUAUGUGAGAAAUUCCGUGGAUAUUAUCUUGGAACUCACAGUGGGCGGAGGUUAACAUGGCAAACAAAUAUGGGAACAGCUGAUAUAAAGGCCACGUUUGGGAAAAGCCAGAAGCAUGAGCUGAAUGUAUCCACUUACCAGAUGUGUGUUCUGAUGUUGUUUAACACCUCUGAUGGACUUAGCUACAAAGACAUCGAGCAAGCUACUGAGAUACCUUCCACAGACCUAAAGAGAUGUCUCCAGUCUCUUGCUUGUGUCAAGGGGAAGAAUGUUCUCCGUAAAGAGCCCAUGAGCAAGGACAUAUCAGAGGAUGACACAUUCUACUUCAAUGACAAGUUCACAAGCAAGCUUGUUAAGGUGAAGAUCGGGACCGUGGUGGCAGCAAAGGAAUCUGAGCCAGAGAAGCAGGAGACCCGCCAGCGAGUUGAGGAGGACAGGAAACCUCAGAUUGAGGCUGCCAUCGUCAGGAUCAUGAAAUCUAGGAGGGUCUUGGAUCAUAACAGUAUUGUAUCUGAGGUUACCAAGCAAUUGCAAGCACGGUUCUUGCCGAACCCUGUUAUCAUAAAGAAACGCAUAGAAUCUCUGAUCGAGCGCGAAUUCUUAGAGAGGGACAAAGCAGAUAGAAAAUUAUACCGCUAUCUUGCAUAAAAAGCCAGCAUGUGAAUGUUAAGAGAUAUUUCAUGAGCAGGUGGCUUCCUUGUAUUCCUGUAAACAUUUCCCCUUGUGCUUGAGUUCAGUUUUAUUUGUUGGGCACUGUCCACUGAAAUCAUAGCAGUUGUUGAAUUUGGUUAUCAACGGAUUGAAAUGGAGACUUUACCCAAUCA
Molecule: messenger RNA, 2220 nt
Organism: Triticum urartu
Lineage: Eukaryota; Viridiplantae; Streptophyta; Magnoliopsida; Poales; Poaceae
Source: RefSeq, a predicted model, not a curated record